Molecule: messenger RNA, 322 nt
Organism: Paramecium sonneborni
Lineage: Eukaryota; Ciliophora; Oligohymenophorea; Peniculida; Parameciidae
Source: the annotation of a GenBank genome assembly
AUGGGAUUUGGAUAAAUACAAAAGCAACCAUUAAAUUAGCUUAUACAAAUAAUAUGUGAUCAUCCAGAUGCAAAAUUUACAUACUUUUCUGACAUAGUAUUCUAAACAGAAUAAACUUGUAUAUAAUUUAUAAUAUUCAGAAAUAAUAAUCGACAAAGUCAUUAAGGAACAAGAUAAAUUUAUUUAUUUUCUUGACAUGAAAAAUUUUUGCUAAAAUAAUCAGAGAAACUUGAAUAAUUUUAGCGUUCUAAAAAGUCAAUAUUAAACAAUCGUGUGUUUGCUUGUUUAUGAAUAAAAUUAAUUUAGUAUAGUAUUUCCAUGA